AUGGCUUUAGGCACUUUGUCCCGACUCGAGAAGGUCACGGUGCUGACUGGAGUUGCGGCGAGUGUCAGCUGUUGCAUAAACCAGGAGAUUGACACAAGGCCUAUCGCGCCUGCAACAGUACAGGCAGCCACCCAGCUGGUGCUGUCAAUGGGUGGCUUUCUCUUUAGCCUGCUUCUUCACUGGAGGCAUUCCGGCUCCUUCUGGUCCCCUUUAAAGCUGCUGGCUACAUCGACGGUUUUCUGGUGCACGGCCGAGAAUGUGGAUGCUGCGCUGGGAGGCAUCCUCUUUGGGGACCAUCCCUGGGAUCCUGAGAGGAUGCAGGUGCCUAUGGUGGGAUCCAUGCCCGCCCAGCAACCCAUGUCCUUGCAAUGGCACCUCUACCUUUCUUUGCUUCUGGCAGACACCUGCCUCGGUGGUUUGGGCGGCCUGGGCGGCCUGGGCAGCCCGCACGGCUCGGAAAACGUGGAGGGCAUCUCCUGGCCCCGGGCUGCGUUGGGAGCGCUUUUCGCGACGCUGCUCGAUGCUGCGGCGGAGCCAGCAUGGCUGGCCUCGCGCCUCUACCGCUACACCGCUUGCUCAAUCGAGGGCUACUGUGUCUUGGGUGUCGAUCCCAAGAACUACGUGUCAUGGUUCCUUCUGAUGUCCCUGUGCUACCGCGCCUUCCUUGCAUGGGAUGGGUUGCCCGUCCUUUCAGUGGCGCCGACGUCCAUUGUCAUAAUUCCUUAUGUUGCCUGGUCCUCCGUGCUGGUAUGGUACAUGAACUUGAUUGCAGCCUCGGGUGGUGGAGUGGGCGUGCAGCUGAACAGCUUGUUCAUCGGUACUGUGCCGUUGAUCUUUGCGACCUGCUGUGCGUGCACCAAACCACGCCCAGAAGUGAGGAAGCAGCACAGCAGUUGA
Molecule: messenger RNA, 897 nt
Organism: Symbiodinium natans
Lineage: Eukaryota; Dinophyceae; Suessiales; Symbiodiniaceae
Source: the annotation of a GenBank genome assembly